This is a messenger RNA of Dromaius novaehollandiae (emu), 3956 nucleotides long. It is a transcript of the gene PSTPIP1, whose product is annotated as proline-serine-threonine phosphatase interacting protein 1. Gene Ontology annotation, molecular function: actin filament binding. Gene Ontology annotation, biological process: actin filament polymerization. The transcript is spliced from 15 exons. Gene Ontology annotation, cellular component: actin filament; plasma membrane; cytoplasm. Bases 543 to 1766 code for a protein of 407 amino acids. The record is from RefSeq and is a predicted model, not a curated record. NCBI's taxonomy places the organism in Eukaryota, Metazoa, Chordata, Aves, Casuariiformes, Dromaiidae.
CCCCCCUCAGAAGGUGCUGGAGAAAUGUGGAACGUACUCUUUUAAAUCUUUGUAACACCACAGGGUCAUACCACAGUUUGACUCUGAUUUUAUCUGUUUGCGUUGUGCUGGCUCCGUCUGCAUUUUGAUCGCUCCCUCUCCUCCCGUGGCUGAUCAAAGCGCAUCGCUGCGCUUCUGCCUUUCUGCGCCAGCCGCGCACAUGCACACACGGCAAGGAGCAGACUGGCAUCACUUGACAUCUCCCGGCUUCCUCAUUUCAGUAUCAACUGUUCACCAGAAGAGAAGCAGGUCUGGGGCUAGGGCGCUGAGCGGGUGCACGUCUCCGUGCGCGAGCAGGAGGUCAGCGCACGGAGCUGCCUGAAACUGCCCAAUGCUAUUUUUCACCAGCUUGGCUUUAGAAGAGACAGGUCUGUGGAUGUGUUUCACUUUCCGCUUCGGCUGGGCUGCAGCAACAGCUUCAAAGCUCACGGCUGGUGCUGCUGCUCUCCUCUGCGAACAAACUUCUUGCUGAAGGAUUCCUUCCCCUCCGUAAAUCGAUAAUAAUGACAGAGCUGCAGUUUAAAGAUGCAUUUUGGUGCAAGGACUUCACUGUGCACACUGGCUAUGAGGUGCUGGUACAACGACUGCUGGAUGGAAGGAAGAUGUGCAAAGAUGUGGAGGAUUUGCUCAAGCAGAGAGCACAGGCAGAAGAGAGAUAUGGGAAAGAGCUGAUUCAGAUUGCUCGAAAAGCAGGAGGACAAACAGAAAUCAACACACUGAAGGCAGCAUUUGAGAGCCUUAAGCAACAAAUUGAAAGCGUUGGAAAUGCUCAUAUCCAGCUGGCAGUAAUGCUGAGGGAUGAACUGAAAGGAAUAGAGGAGUUCCGAGAACGACAGAAAGAGCAAAGAAAAAAGUACGAGUCUGCAAUGGAGCGCACGCUAAAGACCAAGUUGUUGCAUUAUAAGAAAACAAUGGAGUCAAAGAAGACCUACGAGCAGAAGUGCAAAGAGGCGGAUGAGGCUGAGCAGGCCUUUGAGCGGACGAGCGCUUCCGGCAACCAAAAGCAAACAGAAAAGAGUCAGAACAAAGCCAAACAAUGCAGAGACGCAGCAAAUGAAGCAGAGAAGGUGUACAAACAGAACAUAGAGCAGCUGGAUAAGGUCAGGACAGGCUGGGAACAGGAACACAUCAAAACCUGCGAGGUCUUCCAACUCCAAGAGUGCGACCGCAUCACCAUCCUCCGAAACUCACUGUGGGUUCACUGUAACCAGCUCUCCACAGAGUGCGUGAAAGACGAUGAGCUCUAUGAAGAGGUUCGGGUCAGCUUGGAGAACUGCGUUGUAGAGUCAGACAUAGACUACUUCAUCAAGACCAAAAUGACGGGGACACAGCCUCCAGGUGCAAUAGGAUAUGAGAACUAUUACGACAGAGAACCAGCCAGAACUAACAGCAGCCCGACCCAGUCUUGUGGGAUGAUGAAAAGAUUCUCUGGACUACUGCAUGGAAGCAGCAAAAACAACGGGGAAACCGUCAUUCCUUCUGCCCCUCCUCUUGUAGAGAAAACAGAUGGGGUCUAUGCAUCCAUUUUUGUAAAUGAUCAAGCAGGAAUCACAUCAUCACAGGACUACAGAGUACUUUAUGACUACACAGCCCAGAACAUGGAUGAACUGGACAUCAGUGAAGGAGACAUUGUAGUUGUCAUUGAAGAAAGAGAGGAUGGCUGGUGGACAGCAGAAAGGAAUGGGCAGCGAGGCUAUGUGCCAGGGUCCUAUCUUGAAAAGCUCUGAUGAAAAGUAGUUGCAGUCCUCAGACUUCAAAAAUAUUCUACUACUGAAAGAAAUAGCACACAAGGUCUGCUUCAGUUGAUCAAAGGCACUCCAUAAUAUUGUCCUCUACAAUUAUUAGUCAGGAAAUAACCAACUGACCAUGCUUUUCUCUUCUUCCUCUUCCCAUGCCCACCUUUUGGCCUACAUUGCCUGAGAAAAUUUGCUUCACCUCGGAGAGGCUAGAACUUGUGUUUCUUACCAAGUUCCUUCACACCUUUGGCACACUGUGGUGCCAACAAUGUCUCAAAGCUUGACAAAUCCAGGAGAACAACCCUGACCAGAACUUUACUGCACUAAAUGAAAAAGAUCCAAGAGAUAGAUGUUUCUCCAGGAUGGGGGAUCACCUCCAGCCAGCCUGUGACCCACUCAUGGUCCCAGCAGCCACAUUCUCUGUUAUCAGUCCUCUAAUCUAACUGCACAGGCCACACAAGCAUCUCUGACGGGGGGGGGGGGGGGGAAAUCUAGAGGGCACACAUAUUCCACGGGCAGAUACCUUUGAUGGUUGAGGGUCUUAGCUGUACAAAGCAAGGCAGAAGCUCUUUUAAGUUCCCCUCUACAACACACGGGUAUCCAGGGAGAAAGGUGGGGAAUCCUCGGCUAUUCUUUAUCACAGUCAGUGAUAAAAAUAUGAGAAACAAUGAAUGCAGCUAGACAGAAGCACCUGAAGGACAGAGACACACACUGGUAGGAAGAAAUCAUAAAGCCAUGCCCACCACAGUGAUCUAGCACAAUGAAACCCAUGUCUUCUAUGGCUUUGCUUUGCGCUGGAUUCUGGAGCAGCAAAAUAAGGACAGAUGAUGAGCCCAAGGCUGGCUUUUGCUGGCUGGAUAGUUUACCAGACACCUCACUAGCAUUUUUCAUAUCUAAAUAAAAGGAACUAAGCAAAGCCUUCCAGCAGCGCGGCACUGCCCUGAUCACUCUCCUCUGAGAGAACUGCCGAUUAUCUUCUCAUGCAACCUGCAUAUAAAUAUCAUCAGUUAAAUCUCCUUCCAGCUCACUUGUCCACCUGACUGAUCAUUUCCAUUUCCUUUUCUUCCCACAGGCUUUCCUGGCUCUUUAAAUGCUAUCUACAGCCUCUGCAUCUCUGAGAUGGCUAGCACAGGAUUAUCCUUGUUCCUUUCCAGUUACUCACCCUGUGCUUGCUUUUCAACAAACUCUCUUCACUGAACCUGCACAGGGCAACUUCUCUGUAUUUCACAGCCUUUCAGCAGUAUCAGUCUUUUUAUUUUAGUAUGUAGGACUGUUUCCAGCUGCCACUGCACUUACCAAUGAACCAUUACAUACUUUCAGCCACUCCUCUCUUUUCAAUAUUUAGAAGUGGUUUAAAAAAAAAAAAAAAAGAAAAAAGAAAAAGAGAAAAGAAAAAAAAGAAAUGAGUGAGGUGAAGAGAUCUAUUUCUGGGGACAGAAUGACCUUGUUUGCCAAAGUUUCAGAUUUUAAAACUGAACCAAGUCAAAGAAAACGAGUGAAAAUUGUUACCCAAAAGGCCCAGAGGAACUGUUAGCUAAGUCUCAGUGAGGAAACCAAAGAAAAUCUAGAGAGAAGACAAAGCCAUAGUGGUCAAUGGGAUUGUUCCUUAAAUGAGCUACAGUAAGGGUCAGAGACAUUUGCAACAUCUUAUUCUAAUUCCUUGCUUCCAGAGUGGAAUAAAAAUUGCUGUAGGUCCUUUCUCCUCAAUUUUCCUGCAGUCCUUUGCACAGGCACACUUGCCCUUCCCACACUUCCCCAUGCUACUAAGCAGCGUAUCUGCAGUGUCAAAGCACUCUGUACCUCUCAUUAGCAAAGGAUCAGUAGACCUGCAGAAACCGAAUGGCAUUUAAGGCACUAUGUUAUAUUAACAGUAGCGUUCGUGCAGGUUGAGGAUGCCAACGACAGGUUUCUGUGGCCAAGUCUGAAUUUGCCAGUGAUAGAAACAUGGUCCACAAUAGCCUUCAGUUAGGCCACUGCACUGUAAAUGGCAGUUGUCAAAGACAACUGCAACAUAGCUAGCUCAUCAUGUACAGCAUGAGAGGAAACUUAAAGUAUGAUAGAUUUAAUAUAUUUGCAUCUUUAUUACCAAGUCUUUCAUAAACAGAAUUGUAAUAAACCAACAAAUACAUAUGUAUAGGUAAAUAUUUUGCAGAUGAUCUUGAUUAAAGGGAAAAUAAUAUA